Messenger RNA from Anthonomus grandis grandis, 5681 nucleotides. RefSeq lists its product as uncharacterized. NCBI's taxonomy places the organism in Eukaryota, Metazoa, Arthropoda, Insecta, Coleoptera, Curculionidae. The transcript has 36 exons. The coding region runs from base 3774 to 5681 and encodes 635 amino acids. The record is from RefSeq and is a predicted model, not a curated record.
UCAGUCAACUUCUUUUAUCGAUAUUUCUUUAAAUUCACACUGUCAAUGACACAUUACUACUGUAACGCAUCACUCUCCUGGUUUUAUUAUUCAUGCUUUCUGUUGACGGUCCGUCACUCUUCUGGUUGGUCUUAAUUAAUGUUUUCUCUGAUUGGAUUGACAUUGACAGCUCAGGCGAGAGGUGGGGUCGUAACUUAUUUAGUCGGUACUGCAUCCAUUUUUCGAGGACUUGUUCCCGUGUUGCAGGUAGAAGCACACGUAAAAGGCCAGUUUUUUUUUAUUUCCGAAGUUUGUGAAGCAGGAAGUGGCCUAUAGAUAUAGAAUAUGGUUUAUAAUUUAUAGUCCUUAAUCUUGUUCCUUUAGGGAACUGUUUAUUUCAUAAUUCUGGUGCAGGAUGCCCAAGAUUUUGAUGGAUAGAUAAUGAAACUAGCAAGGGUUUUACUUUUCCGUUUUCCUCUUUAUUCUUCUUCAAUUGUUGAUGGCUGCAGGAUUUUGAUUUCCCCGAGAAAUUGCUGUAAGCUGUGGAGCUGGAACCAGAGUUAGAGCUAGUAUUAGAGAUUCCCAGUCCAGAUAGCUAAGCUACAAAUAGCAUACAUUCACAGCUUCGAUUUUGAAGGCCAGCCGUUCAUUUCUUGGAGGAAUAUACAGGCCAGUCUAUUCCAUUUAUUUAAAUAUUACUAACCAUAAAUUUGUCUCACUUAUUUACAUUUUUAUUAAUAUAUCUUUAAAAUCAAUUUAUUGCUACAAAUAUUUAAUCAACAUCAUAAUUUAAUAUGUCAAUUUCUUAUCUAUAAUUUUAGUUAUUUUUUGUUCAGUAUUUUUCAGUACCUUUUUUGGUAGUUAAGUAGAUAUAACUCGGUUAAGGCUGAUAUGCCUUAGGUAAAAAGGUUCAUGAACUUUCCCCUGCGUAAUACAAAUAUAUACUAAAAACUUUAAUAAUUGCAAUUUAUUUUUCAAGUGCUGAAAUCUACCUAGUAGACAAAAUCAUAAUUUAAAUGUUACUUUUGUUAAACUUAUUUUAAUCACAUCAACAUUAUUCAUAUUUUAAUUCAUAAUAAAUUAUUAACAUUUAACAGAUUAGAAAAUGAGGUGUAUACAUAUCUUUGAUGUAAAUAUAAUUUGGUUGUAUUGUUAAGAUAUAUUUUUUUUUUGCCUCUUUAAAUCUACUUUAUCCAGGGUCGUUUAAUUGUUAAUUGAAACCUAUAUACCGUUAUAGAAGUGUUUUUCUUAGUUUUCUUUCAUUUAUAAAAAAAAACUAAGUGGCGCCCUCUUAUUUAAUAGUUAUAAUCAAGAUUAUAUUCUUUAAUAGCCAGUCAUAAGUGAACCUUCGAACAAUCCCAAGCCUCCAAUAAUUCUGAGCUACCGUCUGCAAACUCUUGGCAAAAUAGUAACACUGUAAAGUUAACGCCGCAGCAGGUGCCAACGUCCCUAGAUUCUCAUUACAUCCCAGGCAGCACUAAAAUCUUCUGAUAAUAUAAAUAAAUUUCGUCUUUAAGGUAUAUUUAUGUACACAUAAUGCAAAAAUACUUACAUAUACAAUUACAUCGUAUAUAGUAGAAGAGUGCAAAGUUUAUAAUUUGUUUGUAACAGCUCGAAACAGUUCCACUGAGCCUUUCCCCACUCAAGUUCGUAUGUUCCGUAAGCAUGAUGUUGUACUUCUUGCGGGCCCUCUUUUAGCCAAUAGCUUUCCUUAUAUUAUAAUUUGCAGUAGGGAAUAUUAAUCUUUAUUUCUCAUAAAAUACCCCAGGUAUCCUAGUUUUCUUUUUUUAAUGAAGUACAUGACUUCUAGAUAAGUUUUAAUUCUUCUGAGUACUUCUAUGUUUGUAAUGUGAGCUCUCUCUAAUAUUCUGAGCACUUUCCUACUCAGAGUAAAAAAAUAAAACUCAGUAAAAUCUCAAAUGUUCCAUAUUUUUAAAGGUGGCUUCUGCGAUUGUCCGGGAUUCUACGCCAUACAAUAAAAUAGAAAAGACAUAACAUCUUAAGUGUCUUAGUUUCAUUUCAAGAGAUAUGUUGUGACUUUUGAAAUAGCACUCAUUUUGUAAAAUACCCUCUUUGCUUUUCCCCUAGGACAUUUUAUCUCUUGUGCACUAUCCCAUUAAUUACUUAUUUAUGAUGGUUCCAAGGUAGCAAAAUUAUUGAACACGUUCAAUGCGAGUUCCAUUGACAUAUAGGAUAUAUAUAUUUUUAUUGAUGAUCAUCUGUUUCGCUUUUUUUACGCUGAUAUUAAGACGAUGCUAUUGACUGAAGUUCGCGAUAUGGUCCGUUAAUCUUUUCAAAGCCAUUUUCAUUUUCAUUAACCGUUCAAGGUAUCUGCAUCACCAUGGUAUUAUUGGAGUAUCGGCUUUUUUUAUUGACUUCAUUGACAUUUUUUACAGAAUAAUUUAAAUAACAAAGGUGAAAGAACAUAUCCAUGUCUGGCCCCACCUUAUAUUUUCAGCGGUUUUGUUCGAUCUCCAUCAAGUUUUAAGCAUGUUGUCUAAUUCCAGUAAAGAUUUGAAAUCAAUCUGAUAUCUUCAUCGUUCAAGCCCGUCUCUUCCAGGAUAUUAAUUAAUUUAUGAUGUUGAAUGCAAUGAUAUUUCCAGAGUUAUUCUGUUAAAGUUGUCACUAAUAUAUAAUAAUUGUGUUAACUUAUAUUAUUAUAAACAAAAGUUGUUUAAAAAAAGUUCUGUAUUGCGGCAUUGUUAAAUAUAUAUUUUUUGCCUCCUAAAGAGCGAUUAUGCAUAGCCUCCCUAAAAAUGAAAUUCUCAAACAAAUGUAUUAGUUGCUGGCAUAUAUUCAAUUUUCUAGAAAAUAUUAUAUUUUAUCCCUAGCCACUUGGAACCUUGUCACAUUAACUCCGGCAGGACUGCUUAUUUUCUGUUGAAUAAACCUUUUGGUUAUUGAACUUUCUGCUUAGGUUUCAUUACUACUACAGAUACCGGCUUCUGAAUCUUAACCUUGUGCAAAUGUCUCUCACUCGGUAUAUUGUAUAUCUUUUUAUUUUAUCCAUUGUAUUUAUUUAACCCAUUCAUAUCCUUAUUGAAAAGUGUUUCGCCUUUUUUCCUAUAGUGACUGCAUAAGCAUUUUUAAUAAAAAUAUUUCCACAAAGUUAUGUUUUCACACAGUAAAAAACUCUUAUAUUAUAAGUUAUUCCGCAUUUUUUUCUCUGGAAACAACUUGAAUAGUAAAACUGCACCAAUUUCAUUUGCAGUUUACGAUUUACAUUUAAGCAGAAGCCUUUUUUUUACACAGCAUUUAAAAAAAUAGGCCAAGAGGUUUAACAUCAACAAUCGCCCGCCAUCUUUUCUUCACUUCUGGAAUGACUGAAUUUUCUACUCUAAAGGAGUGCAUAGCCAUUUGACUAAUUCGUAAUAAUAAUUGGAAAAAAAUCAUACAGCGCCAAAAAUGAUGUUAGUAGAAAACACGAUAAAAAAAUCUAUUUUAAUUAGACAUGCAGUGAUAAUAUUCUCAGUUUAAGCUCAUUCUCGUAAAUACUUAAAAAUAUUAAAAGGCCAGCUCAUCUAACCCAACAAUUAUAGACCAUUAAAUAUUGAAGAACCAUGUGAACCGCCAGCCCUUUCAUGCGCUGCUUAAUUUAUAUAAUAGUUUGUAUUGCAAAAAAACGACGAAAAUUAUAAAUAUUUUACGAGAAUCGAUAGCAACUUUCAUUUAAGGAUUGGUCGGGGUGCAUAUUCAAUUAUUUAGGAAACCUAGCUAAAAUUUCCCAUAUUUUUAGAAGCAAUACUACGGUUGCUGUAAUAGUUUUCGCUAACUUGAUAUCCCGUUGUGCUAAAAUGGAAUUGCAUGUAAUUUUUUGGGUUUUGUUAAGUUUUGUUAGAGCUAAAACAAGUAAUAAGUUGGAUGACGAUAUAUCAGCUCCACCGAUGAUUUAUGAAUGUAAUGAUCCAUCGUUUAACGGAAAAAUGAUUCGAAGCCAUGGAAAUUUAUCUUUAAAAUUUGAAUGCUCUCAGGGUUAUAAAUUAUAUGGAAAGAAAUAUGCACAUUGCGUUCAAGGCAACUGGGACCAUAUUCCCAAAUGUGUCAUUCCUAAUCAUUGUUCUGUAGGCACUCUAUAUAAAAAGUCCAAUAUUAAACUUACCUUUAACGGUGGUAUUUUGAAAUUUUCAUGCAAGUCUGGUUACAAACUUCGAGGAGAGCCUAUCCUUGGGUGCCUAAUCGAUGGAUGGGAUAGCCCCUAUCCAAAAUGUGUUUUAGAAAAUACUACUCUUACUAAAGACUACCCUACCGAUUCAAUAAAUGAAGAUGCUAUAACUGAAAAACCUUAUCUACAUGAUGGAUUAAAUGAAAGGACAACCCUAGCUUUACCAUCAAAUACUAUACACCCUUAUGAAGAUAAAAUAGCCAAAGAAGUUACUGAUAUAAGAGUUGAGGAAGAUUUUGUGACCGAUGUUGCUAUAACAGCAAAACCCAAUAUCGAUGAAGUGACAAUGGAUCUACUAGGUUUUAAUAGACUUACUGUGCUACCAAUCUCUAAAGAUGAAGUCGGAGCUGAUGGUACAGUAAUCUACGUAGAUAAUAAUCUAGUGGUUAACGAAGUUUUAACUGCAAACCCUAUAACUGAUAUAAUUGGAACAUCAAUGGCAACCGAAACUGGAAAUAAACCUGUUAUUUCUAUUGAUGAUUCUACUGAAGCUUUAUUAACCCAGGUUAUUGUACCAACAAACUCUUAUUUAAAUGAAGUAAUUCAUCAAGAGACAACAGAAGACUUAUCAACUAGUUCACAUAUCUAUGAAGAUAAAAAAGGAAACGAUAGUUCUACUAAUGGUUACACUGUAGAAUCAUUAACAGAAGCUGUUGUACGAAAUACUGCACAACACCAUUUAAAUGAUGUAAUCAAUGAAGCAACGACAACAAAUGUAGCUAAUACUAUGGCAACUUAUAGAGGAGAAGAGACAGCUAAAGAUGCUAUUACUAAUGAUGCUUACUUUGAAAAUUCAACAGAAGACGAUGUAACUUUGAAGCUUUAUGUAAAUGAUAUGACCAACGAAGCGACCUCUAAAGAUUUAGUAGUUAAUCCUGCGCCAACUUUUGAGGACGAAGACAUCAAAGUAAUUUUAACAACAGGAAACUACAGGGAUUAUCCAAGAUUUAAUGCUAGCAAAGUUUACCUUCAUCAUAAUAUUAGUCAAGUAGUAACGGCAAUAAGCAAUUCCGAUGUAAAUAUAACUGCUAAAGUGGAUUAUAUAAUCAAAGCUUCUUUAGAUAACAACUUAAUGAUACAGGAUGGUACAACCAGAGCUAUUAUAAUAGAGAAUAUAUUGGAAGAAGUAACUACGCAAAACGAUAUGGAUGAUCCUGUGUUAGAAAAAGCUUCCACCACUACUGAAGUUUAUAUAGAAGAUAAGACUAUAGAUGAGAGCGCCCAAGACAGCUCUACUAUAGGAGAACAUUCGGAGGAUGUCAUUACACAAGAGAUUCUGGACAAUCGAAUGUUAGAUAAAGUCGUCACCACUACCAAAGUCUUUCUAGAAGUGAAAACCCAAGAAACAAUGACACAAAUGAAAUUAGAUGAUUUAGACGAUAAUAUUGUUCGUGCAGUCAAUGUCAGUAUGAAUGAUUAUUUAAAUGAGAAUACGAUCGUCCAAGCUGUCGAAACGGAAAUGCACUUUACAGAUGGUACUACAAAGGCUUCUAAUGUGAAAGAUGUAAUAAAUCAAGAAAGGUGCUUAAAAGCCAAAUAA